This is a messenger RNA of Musca vetustissima, 813 nucleotides long. Its product is annotated as farnesyl pyrophosphate synthase-like. The record is from RefSeq and is a predicted model, not a curated record. Bases 1 to 813 code for a protein of 270 amino acids. Gene Ontology annotation, molecular function: dimethylallyltranstransferase activity; (2E,6E)-farnesyl diphosphate synthase activity. The transcript has 3 exons. Gene Ontology annotation, cellular component: cytoplasm. Lineage: Eukaryota; Metazoa; Arthropoda; Insecta; Diptera; Muscidae. Gene Ontology annotation, biological process: trans, trans-farnesyl diphosphate biosynthetic process.
AUGGAAUGGAAAACUGAAAAACCAAAUCUAGAAUCAGCUCAAAUUUUAGGUUGGUGUGUUGAGUUACUAUAUACAGGCAUAUCGAUGUAUUACGAUUUAAUAGAAGGAAAUACAUGGAGACAGGGGAAACAAUGUUGGUAUUCAAUGGAUAAUGUUGGCAUUAUUGGUCUUAACGAUGCUAUAAUUUUGGAAAAUUCAAUUUAUUUCCUAAUAAAUAAAUAUUUCAAAAACUCAUCGCACUAUAUACCAUUAAUGGAUAUUUUUCAUGAGGCGGCCCUUAAAACUGGAUGUCUGCAAAAUGCAGUUCUUCUAUCAUCUAAAGAAUCUGUUAUGAAAUUUGAUAUUAACAUGUAUCGGACGAUUACAAAUGCCAAGACAACAAAUUAUUUAUAUGAAUUGCCUUUAAAAGUGGCAAUGCAAUUAGCUGGUAUAAAUUCAAAUGCAUUCCUGCAAUGCAGCACAAUUUUAAACGAAAUGGGUCACAUAUAUCAAGUAAAAGAAGAUUUCUUGAAUCUAUAUAGACGCAAUGGAAAUGAUAUUGAAGAAAAUAAAUGUACCUGGUUUGUAAUUGAAUGUUUACAGCGUGCAAAUAAGGAACAAAAAGAAAUAAUGCGAAAUUGCUAUGGAAAAAAAGAUCCCAACAAGAUACAAAACAUUAAAGAUUUAUAUUCGGACUUGGGACUUGAUGUUGCCUUUGGAAUAUAUGUGGAAAGACAAUGUCAAAUUAUUAGAGACCACAUAGAAAAACUAACAGGUUUCCCAAAAGAUAUUUUUCGAAAUAACUUAAAUGAAAUUUUACUUAGGAUACGUUAG